Messenger RNA from Pogonomyrmex barbatus (red harvester ant), 1195 nucleotides. RefSeq lists its product as uncharacterized. The record is from RefSeq and is a predicted model, not a curated record. Lineage: Eukaryota; Metazoa; Arthropoda; Insecta; Hymenoptera; Formicidae.
AUGGAUAAGGAACCUCCGUUUCUAUAUGAACACGCAGUGCCAGACUAUCGAUUUAGUAAGAGAAAACCUCCAACAUUGACAAUCAUGUCUUCCUCGACAAUUUCGCGGCAGGUGUUGAUCUGUCUGUGCAAAUCUGAUUUAAUUUUGCCAUUUUAUUUUCGUGAGAUCUUGGCUCUACUGUCACAAUAUGCCGACGCCAGAAGAUCCCAGUACUUGGACACCAUUUUAGCGUCUUUGCAACGUCUCGAGAAUAUGCUUAUCAAGCAAGCUGAACAAAAUACAUUGAAUUGCCUUGUACCUGCCGAAAAGCUAUUCAAUAUCCUGUUUUCGGAUCAUCUCCAGACAUCUAGUAACGAAAGCAAUGAGGUAUUGAUGCAACAUAUAAAAAAUACAUUGCAGACAAGUCCCCGAAAACCUUAUGCAAUGAAUUCCGUAAUUCUUCGAAGAUUGGAUCUUCAAAAUGAACUUGAGGAAAUCGCAGCGCCGACAAGGCAUCGAAGAAAAAGCAAAAAUCGCAACGAGAAUACUAAUGUGAACACUAACUUAAACACGAAUAUCAAUGCUAAUCGAUAUAAAGGCAAGAGCAGACGUGUUUUUGACGAUAUCAGGACAAAUAAUAAAAAUACGAAUGUGAAUUUUAACACAAAUACCAACAAAAAUAUCAACAGAGAUGAUAUAUUUGAUGUCAGCGACGAAGUUGAUGAUGAAGUUUAAAUGCAGACAAACUUUUAUUCAAAAGAAAAAGGAAAUUGCAAAGCAUAUCUAAAAAUCAUUACGCUUAAUUAUAAUUUCUGUAAAACUAUAUGUCGCAAUAAUAAAAUAAUAUAAGUAACCAUAUUCAUAGUUCUAAAAAAUAAAUUUAUGAAGCUAAAGUAAACAAAGCCACAUCAAUUGUAUCUACAUAUUUUUCUUUUUAAUUGUAUAGUCUAUAUAUUACAGCAUACAUAAUGACAAUUGAAGAAUCAUCUAUAAACAUAAAUCACCUACAAGUUAUAAAAUAUUAUUCAAUUUGUUAAUCAUCUAAACUGCUCAUUUUUCUUUGUUUUUCAUUUCCCUCGUGUUAUGAAACUUUCAUACAAUUUGAGUUUAAGCGACAGUUCAAUAUAUAUACUAUUACAAUACGAAAUAAUAUUCAUGUUUGCAAAUGUCUUUUAACAUAAAACGUAUAUAAUUAACAUGCAAAUAUAUAAUGCAG